AUGAAUGCAGAAAGCAGAGAGUGGAGAGAUAUGGUAGGUGGAACAAGAGGCAAGAAGAGAGGGCACCCGUUGUUGAGGUGGAGUAUGAAACAAGAAAGUUUUAGUCAUGGCUUCUCACAAUCUGACCUUCAGGCUCUCUCUGCCAUCUGCGAGGCUAUUAUGCCUCCUGUUCAAUUACAGAGCUUAGAUCUUGAGAUGAAGCUGAAAGUUUUACGCAAUGAUGCCCUCUUAUCUUUCUUCAAGUCUUCUGGCUCUCAUGUCAGACCUGAUGAGGUAGCAGAAGUAAUGGCGACAAAGGCAAUGCCAAUAACAGUUACAGUGGUGAGAAUAGUUUUGAGACUACUCACAUUCAGAUUGGGAACGUUGCUGCUAUGUGGGUUUGUCUGUCUUGAUAAGAAGAAUAGGUCUCUCCGUCUUCUCAAAUUCACUGACAUCUCGCUUGAGAAGAGGGAAAAAGUUCUCCAGAAAUGGAACAUGCAGUGGUAUAACCCUCUCGCAAGAAUUGCUUUUAUGAUGAUCAAAGCCAUCUUCCUGUUCUACUACUUCACCUGGACAAAUGAAAAUACAGAGAACCCAGCAUGGGAUGCAAUUGGUUAUACAGUGGACACGACUGAAAACAAGGACACAGAACACAAAGAAAGGCCUCUAGAGAAAGGGAUCAUCGAGCCCACAAAAGAAGACGACGUAACCCUCAAGCAACGUAUGAUCAACAAAGGUCUCAAAGUCUCCGAAGACAAAGAAGCCAACACUUUCAAAAUCGAAUGCGACGCAGUAGUAGUAGGUUCGGGCUGUGGUGGAGGAGUUGCAGCAGCAAACCUAGCAAAAUCAGGCCUCAAAGUAAUAGUCCUCGAGAAAGGAAACUACUUCGUACCCAAAGACUACUCAACUCUCGAAGGCCCUUCCAUGUUCGAAAUGUUCGAAGCCAACGGCUUGUUAAUGACUCACGACGGGAGGUUCAGGUUCAUGGCAGGGUCAACUCUCGGCGGCGGCUCGGUGAUAAACUGGGCCGCUUCGUUGAAAACACCAGACGCCAUCAUCGAAGAAUGGUCAAAGGAAAGAGGGAUUGCAAUAUUUAAUAGAGACGAAUACACAGCAGCCAUGGAAAGUUGUAAGGCGGAGAAGCUGAUCUUAACCGAUACAGAUAGUGGAAAAAGAAAAAAAUGUUUAGGAGUUACAGCUUCUUUAACAAACGAAAUCACAAAGAAGAUUCAAAUCAAUGCUAAAGUGACGGUUAUAGCAUGCGGCUCGCUGAUGACACCGGAGCUGUUAUCAUCAAGCGGGUUAAAGAAUCCAAACAUUGGUCGUAAUCUCCACAUUCACCCUAUACUAAUGGCGUGGGGGUAUUUCCCUGAGAAAAACUCUGAUUUCAACGGAUCAGCACACGAAGGAGAGAUCAUGACGUCACUACACUACGUAUUCGAAAUAGACUCUAAAACACCUAACAUCACGUUAGAGACUCCAGCGUUAGGACCUGGAACAUUCGCAGCUCUCAUCCCGUGGAUCUCAGGAUCAGAUAUGAAGAAUAGACUCGCGAAAUACACAAGAACGUCUCACAUAUUCGUGAUGGUGCGUGACGAAGGCGUUGGGGAAGUGAAAGGAGGGAUAGUGAAAUACAAAUUAACGAGCGGAGACGAAAGGAAUCUUACGAUAGGGUUGAGGCAAGCGCUGAGGAUAUUGGUAGCGGCGGGUGCGGAGGAAGUGGGGACGUAUAGGAGCGAUGGACAGAGAUUGAAGUGCGACGGAAUCGAGGAGGAGGAUCUGGAGGUGUUUUUGAGAGAGGUGGAUGCGCCACGUGGAGUUGUGUCGACGAGUAGGUUUUGGACUCAUUCGUUUACGGCGCAUCAGAUGGGGUGUUGUCGUAUGGGAAAGACGGAGGAGGAAGGAGCUGUUGAUGGAUAUGGAGAGAGCUGGGAGGUGGGGGAUUUGUUUGUGUGUGAUGCGAGUGUUUUGCCUACGGCGAUUGGUGUUAAUCCUAUGGUUACGAUUCAGAGUACUGCUUACUGCAUAUCUAAGAGAAUAGCUGAGUUGAUGAAGACGAGGAAGAAGAAGAAGCGAGAUUGAGAAUAAAUGUUUUUUAAGUUUCGAGUUUUGUUCCCUAUAUUAUCAUAUUUCUAUCAACACAUAAUAUUAAAUCUCCAGAAGAAUUCGAAUCUAGGAUCCAUGAACCCAGUUUUAU
Messenger RNA from Eruca vesicaria subsp. sativa (arugula), 2176 nucleotides. NCBI's taxonomy places the organism in Eukaryota, Viridiplantae, Streptophyta, Magnoliopsida, Brassicales, Brassicaceae. The record is from the annotation of a GenBank genome assembly.